UUUUUCGGAGUAUUUUGCGCACAAUGCGCUCGAGAUUUCUUUCGCUUUUCAUUUCCGGGAAGGGUUGAAUCCGAAAACAGUACAGUUGUGCUUCUCAGCAAACAGGUUUUGAGUUUUGUGUUAGAGCUCGCCUGAUCAGUCAAGCUCACCUUUUUGAAAUCGGAGGCACACGCAAAUGAACAUGUCAGUCCAGGGGAUGUCCACGUCAGUGUUGGUGAAGGAAGACAAUCAAAAAAGAAGUCCCUCCUCUUCAAUUCAUGGAACGCAAAACAGUAUUCCGCCAAGUGGGCAUUUCAACCUAAAAGACAAGCUUCUGCAAGUUGGUCUUCCCAUACAGGAUGAUCUGUGGCAUCUUCCCGGACAGCUACGAAUAAAUCCAUCUCUGUGGGAUAGGGCUGAUGUCUCCCUCUGGCUUCACUGGGCCCACAAAGAGUAUUCACUACGGCGGCCUGAGAAGGGAUGCUUUGAGAUGAAUGGCCGAGCCCUGUGCCUUCUCACUAAGGAGGACUUCAGGUAUCGCUGCCCAAGCUCAGGUGAUGUUCUGUAUGAGAUCCUCCAGUGUGUGAUAAAGCAAAAGAAGAGUGUUGGACAUGAACCCUCAACCACGUGUGAUAUCCAAAGCACAGAGAGGCCCCAGAUCCCUGAACCAAAAACUGAACCCUCACUGCAUCCCUCCUCAAAUAACACACAAGACAAAACAGAAAGACUCAUACAGCAACCCCUGAAUUUGUCUUGCCAAGUGACGUCUGAUAGACAAACAAACAAACCCGGUGGUCGCUUACCAGAGUGUAGGCUUCUUUGGGAUUAUGUCUACAAAAUGCUGUGUGAUGACCAAUAUCAAGAAUACAUCCGAUGGGAGGACCGCAGCAGUCUAGUUUUCAGAAUAGUUGAUCCCGACGGCUUGGCACAUCUCUGGGGACAUCACAAGAACCGGGAUAAUAUGACUUAUGAAAAAAUGUCUCGUGCUUUGAGGCAUUAUUAUAAACUCAACAUCAUCAAAAAGGAGCCCGGACAAAAAUUGCUCUUCAGAUUUCUGAAAACACCACAAGACAUCAGGAAAGAGCUGGAGGACAACGCAUCUCCAGCUCACUCACCCCUUCAGGACUCGAACUUUCCAGAUGGCAGUCCUUUUUCUGAAUUCAGCGAAGAACGUUUUCAGGUUUCCCCUGAUCGUACCUCUCCAGAGUGCUCACCAACUUGUCCUGUGAGAUGAAAAAAAAGAUGUUACAACACAAGGCAUUUUCAGUCUAAUUGAUCUUAUCUAAUGGUUUCAAGUGGAUUAUUUGUAUUACUUCUUAAUUCAUCACUAAUAAACAGAGGUGGGUAGACUACCCAAAGGUUUUACUCAAGUAAGAGCAGUGUUACCUCUAAAUUAUAUUACUUAAGUAUAAGUAGUCAUCCUAAAACGUACUGUAGUACAGGUAAAAAAGUAUUUAUUGAAAAGAAUACUCGAGUAAGGAGUAACAUUGUGAGUAAUUGCUUACAAUGUAUGAUUUUGUUUUUUAAAUAAUGGUAUACUUUUUCCCUUUUUUCUCUGAUUGGUUAGCAACCAAUUCAGAGUGUACCCCCCUAUUGUCCAUAGUUAGUUGAGAUUUGCUCCAGCUCCCCCUGACCUUCGUGAGGAUAAGCGGCUCACGAAACGAAUGAUGAAUAAAUAUUUUUGUGUAUGAACUGUUAUUAUUAUACUGUACUAUAAUCUAUUACAUGACCAUAUUAGGCCAAAAAGAUGACACAAAAAUCAUCAAAUUCACACUAACACUUGAAACAUCACAGGUCCAAAGAGAAUAAACGCCCUCUGGUGGAGAAAAGCAUUGUUUCCUCUGAUUGGUGUAAUGGAGUCAUGCGGUUAUUGUUGCGACGUCUCAUUGGUCAAACUAAGACAGCCACUGUCGGAAUCUCUGACAAAAAUAAAAUCAAUGUGUAGAAUGAAGAGGAAAAAUGUAACGACUAGUGUAACCCGAAGUAGCUGAGUGAGAGCAGUGUUUCUGCUUCACAAAUCUACUUAAGUAAAAAUAAAAUGUAUUACGUGGUAAAGCUACUCUAAGAAGUAGAUUUUUUUUUCAAAGAGUUACUCAAGAAAAUGUACCGGAGUAAAUGAAAUGUGUUACUACCCACCUCUGUUGAUAAAUUAACAACAAUUAACACUAAUAAAAACAUUACUGAAGAGUUGUAUUCAAAUGUUUUUACGGGUAUGAAAAAAGAAAACUGCAAAAUAUCCCAAAUUUAGAUCAUUAUGAGUUUGCGCCAGUUGAAUGAAUGAUUUAGACAAUGUUUUGGUCAUUUUUAGCUUGCUUUUUGGAAAGAGAGAGGGAUGUGCUCUAUAUAGGAGUGAACAACAGCAACUUUGGUGCUGACCACUAUACCCAAUUCCACAAAACAUGCUGCGUUGACUUCUGUAAUGCAAAAUUACAUUAAUGUUGUGUUUUGUGAUGAAACGUACAGGCAGAGCCUACAAAAAUUAUAAUUCAUAUGAGAAACAAAUAUUGUGAGAUUCAUUUUGAACAGAAUAAGGAUUUUGCACAGAUAUGUCAUGGUGACCAACAGUACACAUUUCAAUAGCUCAAUGCAGUUCUUGUUUUAAUAAAUAUUCAAAUCUGUGCAGGACCAAAAGUGUGUGCAUUUUAUUUCUUGCUUCUUUUACCAUGAUGGUGAAAUAAUUCUAUUAUUAAUCAUUAAACCCUACUGCAACUAGAACACAAAAAUAGGCUCAUUUACAGUUUCUGUUGUAUAAUCACUUUUCCAAAGGGAC
Molecule: messenger RNA, 2749 nt
Organism: Corythoichthys intestinalis (scribbled pipefish)
Lineage: Eukaryota; Metazoa; Chordata; Actinopteri; Syngnathiformes; Syngnathidae
Gene: etv7
Product: ETS variant transcription factor 7
Exons: 8
Coding region: 176-1213 (345 amino acids)
Biological process (GO): regulation of transcription by RNA polymerase II; cell differentiation
Cellular component (GO): nucleus
Molecular function (GO): sequence-specific DNA binding; DNA-binding transcription factor activity, RNA polymerase II-specific
Source: RefSeq, a predicted model, not a curated record